Messenger RNA from Oncorhynchus gorbuscha (pink salmon), 3988 nucleotides. RefSeq names its product neuroendocrine convertase 1-like. Bases 349 to 2679 code for a protein of 776 amino acids. The transcript has 14 exons. Gene Ontology annotation, biological process: protein processing. Gene Ontology annotation, molecular function: serine-type endopeptidase activity. NCBI's taxonomy places the organism in Eukaryota, Metazoa, Chordata, Actinopteri, Salmoniformes, Salmonidae. Gene Ontology annotation, cellular component: Golgi membrane; trans-Golgi network. The record is from RefSeq and is a predicted model, not a curated record.
AUAGAACUUUUCCCUCUGACGCUCUUUCUCCCCAACUGUCUCUCUCGGCACUCGAGCAUAGACCCUGUCCCAUGUAUAGACUCGUUGACGUCAGAGACCCUUCGUAAUUUGACGUGUAAACAUUCUCGUCCCCUUCCACGGUUUACUCUCCGCUUGCCUUCCUUGAUGGUUCAAUAAGGCAAUAACGCCGUGACAGGUCCUCUCAUUCCCACCCAGCACGUUGAAGGAAAAAAGACACGAACCAAGGGGAACCAACAGAAAUUUAUUUCCUUAAUAUUACUUACAUGUUCGUUUUGAAUUGUCUUAUAUGCUUUCUAAGAGCCUCAAUCUAGUCGUAUUUUCUCUGAGAUGGAAAUGAGAUGUCGCCCAACAACGGUAAUGUGCUGUGCUUUUGUGGUUGUGUUCUCCAUCGCUCGUUCUGUGGAUGCUUCAUUCGGGGACAGACAGUACCUGAACGAAUGGGCGGUGGAGAUUCCGGGAGGACCGGACGCCGCAAGGUCCAUCGCCAAAGAACUAGACUACCGACUAGUCCGCCAGAUUGGGACGCUAGAAAACCAUUACUUGUUCAAACACCAGACUCAUCCUAGCAGGACGAAACGAAGUGCCGAUCACAUCACCAAACGCCUGUCUGAGGAUGAUCGGGUAUCGUGGGCGGAGCAACAGUAUGAGAAGCAGCGCAGUAAGCGGGCGUCGCUGGGAUCAUGCCGGAACUGUCCAGUGGACAAGCUGUUCGAUGACCCCAUGUGGAACCAGCAGUGGUACCUGCAAGACACUCGGACGUCGUCCUCCCUGCCCAAGCUGGACCUCCACGUAAUUCCCGUGUGGAGGAAAGGGAUCACAGGGAAAGGAGUGGUCAUCACCGUGCUGGAUGACGGUCUGGAGUGGAACCACACCGACAUCUACCCCAACUACGAUGCAGCAGCCAGCUACGAUUUCAAUGACAACGACCCUGACCCCUUCCCCAGAUACGACUCCACCAAUGAGAACAAGCAUGGAACCAGGUGUGCCGGUGAGAUCGCCAUGCAGGCAGAUAACAAUAAAUGUGGAGUUGGGGUGGCGUACAACUCCAAGGUUGGAGGGAUCCGCAUGUUGGACGGUAUCGUGACGGACGCCAUCGAGGCCAGUUCUAUUGGCUUCAACCCAGACCAUGUGGACAUCUACAGUGCCAGCUGGGGACCCAACGACGAUGGCAAGACGGUCGAGGGCCCCGGUCGCCUGGCGUCAAAAGCCUUUGAGUACGGCAUCCAGAAGGGCCGCGGCGGGAAGGGCUCCAUCUUUGUGUGGGCAUCGGGGAACGGGGGCCGUCAGGGGGACAACUGUGACUGUGACGGCUACACGGACAGCAUCUACACCAUCUCCAUCAGCAGUGCCUCCCAGCAGGGCCUGUCUCCCUGGUACGCUGAGAAGUGCUCCUCCACCCUGGCCACCGCUUACAGCAGUGGAGACUACACCGACCAGAGAAUAACCAGUGCUGAUUUGCAUAACGAAUGCACCGAGACGCACACGGGAACCUCCGCCUCCGCCCCACUGGCUGCUGGGAUAUUUGCCCUGUCGCUGGAACAGAACCCUGAGCUAACAUGGAGGGAUCUGCAGCACUUGGUGGUGUGGACGUCUGAGUUCGACCCGCUGGCCAACAAUCCCGGCUGGAAGAGGAACGGGGCAGGCCUGAUGGUCAACAGUCGUUUUGGAUUUGGCCUGCUCAACGCUAAGGCCCUGGUGGACCUGGCCGACCCGGCCACCUGGAAACACGUCCCCGAGAAGAAGCAGUGCAUCGUCAGGGACGACUCCUUCCAGCCCAGGGCAUUGAAAGCAGCAGGGGAGAUCACCAUUGAGAUCCCCACCAAGGCCUGUGCCGGCCAGAACAACGCUGUCCUCUCACUGGAGCAUGUGCAAGUGGAGACCAGCAUCGAGUACACCAGGCGAGGAGACCUACACAUCACACUCACUUCCCCAUCAGACACCAGCACAGUCCUGCUGGCGGAGAGAGAGAGGGACACGUCAUCUAACGGCUUUAGGAACUGGGACUUCAUGUCAGUUCACACAUGGGGAGAGGACCCCACUGGCACCUGGACCCUUAAGAUCACUGACACAUCGGGGCGAAUGGAGAACGAAGGUCAGAUCCUAAGCUGGAAGCUUAUUCUCCACGGCACGUCAGAAAAGCCUGAGCACAUGAAGAAACCCAGAGUGUACGUCCCCUACAACGCUGUCCAGAAUGACCGUAGAGGAGUGGAGCACAUGGAUGACAUGAUAGAGGAGCUGCCCACCCAGGCUGAGGUUCACCCACCACAGAAGACCCAGCCCCCUCCUCCUGCCACCCCUGAGAGGAAGGAGACAAGACCCUCCUCCUUCCCCCCCUCCCUGGCCCUUCUGCGUCUCCUCCAGACGGCCUUCAACAGACAGACCCCAGCCGCCCUGUCCCAGUCCCCAGCCAAGGCCUCUAGCUGGGGAGAGCAGCACACGGGCAGGGCCCCCUCCCUUCCAUGGAGAGCAGGCCCUCAUGUCGCUCCACAGAAGCUGUACCAGGCCCUGGACAGGAUCAACCAGUACCAGCAGGGUGGGCAGGACAACAGCCUGUAUAGCGACUACAGCGACGGCUUUUAUAGCACCAAGCCCUACAGACACAGAGAUGACCGACUGCUCCAGGCGCUCUUUGACAUGCUCUCUGAUGACAGGCAGUGAGGAGGGAGGAUAUGGGAGGAGAGUGGGUAAGGCAAGGGCGGAACUCCAGUCCUGAAGUGUGUGUUGGCUUUUGUUCUAGCUUAACAGAUCCGGCCCCCGAAUCCCAACUUGAGUCGAGUUAGGAUUCGGGGCCAAAUGAACACACCCGAUUUAACCAAACACGGUCUACAUUGAAGACCUCCUUCGUUGACUACCGGUAGGUGAAUCAGGUGUGUAAGUGCUGGGCUAGAGUCUGCACAGCCCUGCCAUUCUCCUUGGUCAAGAUUGGCCACCCAUGGGGUAAGGGGUGAGAGGGAAAGUGUGAGGAGGUGGGAGCUGGGCAUGGAAGGAGGGAGGGGGAGAGUGAACGCCAGAUAGAAACUCUUCCAGCCAACUGUGAUGUUGUUUUUCCAAAACGCUACUUUUCUUUUCUUGCAGCAUUCUAGCCUGUCUGUCUGUAGUUUUGUCUUUCAUUCUGUACAGUUAGUUGUAAGUCGGUUGCAUCUCAAUACCCACAAGUGGCUUCCUUUCCUCCUCCUCCUUCCUUUCCUCCUCCUCCCCCCUCCUCCUGAUGUAUUGAAGUCUAGCUAACCCUAGAUCUCUGUCAUAUUGCUUCAGUCUUUUCAGAUCAAUAUGCAGGAAGGAAAGGAGACAAGGAAAGGGAACCCCUGUAGCGUAUUUAAAUUAAUCUGUGGUUGCAUUCCACCCCUCCUCCAGCCAUCUAUCCAAUAGUCUUCAAGUGACAGUUAACAUCAAAGUCAACGUUCAGCCGAUGUUUUCAGCCCUCAAAAGUGGUCUGAUGUCAGGAUGUGUCCAGGCCCCACGACAUCUGUUUUGUAGACCCAGCUGUAUCCCUCAACUCCAAAUUAAUGACAAACAUAGCCACUGCGCUGCUAAAUGCAUAUAGGGGAAAUGCUGCUCUAUUUGACACCUUUACCUGUCAGUCGUAUUGAAAGUAAGGAGACAAGAGAAGGAGAAAGAGAUGAGGAAAGGAUGUUUUUAAGACUUUUGGGACACAGCCCUAUUCUCCCUUCACGGCACUACCUGCUUGAGCAUGCUAUGUACCGUUCCUUUAGAAUUUCAAGUUCAUAAUUGUAUUAUGACUGACACUAUUAUCUAUAUAUUAUACAAAGACAAUGAAUGUAAUGUUGCUUUUACACUGAACAAAAAUAUAAGCGCAACAUGCAAACAUUUCAAUGAUUCUACUGAGUUACAGUUCAUAUAAGUAAAUCAGUCAAUUGAAAUAAAUUCCUUAGGCCCUAAUCUAUGGAUUUCACAUGACUGGAAAUACAGAUAUGCAUCGGUUGGUCAUAGAUACAUUAAAAAAAGG